AUGAACAUUCCUAAAAAGAUCAGUAUAAUUGUAAAGCGUGGAGAAAAUUUGGAAUACACUUCUUCGCUCAAAAAAGCCUCUAAAAAUCGUCGAUGGCGUGUUAUCUUCCUGGGUGGAGAAGAUAAGUUGGCCUCAGAAUUUGUUGAUGCAGAGAAUGGAUGUCCAACAUGGGAUUGUGAAGUAACCCUAGAUUUAGUUAGCCCAUCAGAUCCUGUUCUUUACCCAACACGAAAAAAUUCUCAUCCACAUGGACGUUUAGUUUAUUGGAUUUGGGCUAUUGACUAUUGGCCACCAGGAACACAAACCAAUGCUAUACAACAUUCUAAAUCAUUUCGUGGUUCACUUUCUCAUCUUGGCUCAAAAAUGCGUUCAAAAUCUAAGCAUAGAUCGAAAAGUGGUUAUGGUAAUGGAUAUGCAGGAAGUGAAUUAGGUGGUUCAACACUUCAAGUGCCUGGUAUGUCUUAUAAUCCAUUUGAAAAUGAUGGCAGUACAAGUGAAUUCGGUGGUGGACCUAUCGGUCUACCACCAAUGUAUCAAUCGUCGAAUGUUAACAGUCCGUAUGCUCAGUCUGAAUUCGGUGGAUCAAUUGCUGGCAGUACAAAAUCAAAUAAGCAUAGAAAUAUAAUAAAACGAUUCAAGAAUCCAUACUUUCAAAAUCUUGAUAAAGGUUCAAAAUCGAACCUAAGAGGAAGUCAAUUGUCUAUUGGUGGGACAUCUUAUCGAGAUACUCUCUAUACACGUCCUAAUAAUAUUGUGAAAACUCCAUCAGAUAUGCCGACUAUGUCAUUAUCGAAAUGUACAAAAUGGCCGUCCACCAAUAAAACGUUAUGUGCAACUUCUCAACUGGAUCUGUCUACGCAACUAAUGAAUGAACGACCACCUCUCGGUAUGUAUAAUCGCGAUGAUUCUGGUAAAUCGAAAGCUUCCGUUAAUUCAGUUUUGGAUGAUCAAGGUGUUGCUACACCUAUACAACAGCGAACAGAUGGAGUUGGUGAGGUUUCAACAGGUGCUUUCGAAUCACCUGGUAGUUUUCAUGUAUCAACAUGGAAUGCUCAACCUAACGAUCGACCGAUUAAACCAAUUGAAGAUAUGACAAAACGUGAAAUUGCUGAAUAUGUAAAUCAUUUAUUAAAGACUUUGCACUCUGCUCGAACAGAAAUCACACGUUUACAAAUGGAAAAUGAUCGUUUAACCGGUCAUUCACAUGAAACAGAAACUGAACUAAAUGAUGUUCGUUUGACUUUAGCAACAUUACGUAAUCGUUUAUUAGCUGAUAAUCUUACUGAUUACCUGGAAUUACCGCGUGAAAGUAAUGGCUAUAUGGGUGUUGGUGCUGGUGGCGGUGGUGGUGGUGGUGGCAGUAGCAGUGGAGUUAGCGGUUUCAUGAACAACUUCCCUGCAUACGAUAAUAGUUCACAACAAGAUAAUACUGUUGAACCUCAAUCAUUUCUGUCUAAAAUAUCAUCAUUAGGAAUUAAUGCACGUAUAUCGGGUAUUCUUCCACCUUCGAAUAGUCUACAGGCAAAUGGGAACGGUCCUGGUGUUGGUAACAGUGGUGGUGGUUGGUGGUAAACAAAUCGAGAUUAUGAUGAUGAAACGAUUACGUAUGAUUUCACCAAUGACUUUCCGCAUAAAAACCCAUAAUAAUAUUCUUUGUGUGCCUUUCAUGUUUGUGAUGUGUUGGCUUCGUUUAUCUGGCAUGUAGGUGCGCGUAUGCCUACCUAUUCAAGAAGCCAAUAUCCAAUAAUGUCUUUCAGUAUCUCUUCUCUUCUCUUUUUUUUUCCAAUCUGUUUCCUAUCUAUUUACUAGUUCUUUUUUCUUUUU
Molecule: messenger RNA, 1824 nt
Organism: Heterobilharzia americana
Lineage: Eukaryota; Metazoa; Platyhelminthes; Trematoda; Strigeidida; Schistosomatidae
Source: the annotation of a GenBank genome assembly